CGCUCUCAGCUAUGAGUUUUGCACUUCUGCGGCACUUGCUGUUGCAGAGCUAUCCACAACGUUCGCUAUGGCUCCUCUUGAAUUCGACUCGACCAUAAUCCUCUCUCUCGCCUUCCUGGUGUCCUGCCUCGUCGUCGUCAUAAGCUUCUGGUCAGGCCGCAAGGAUGGCCUCCCGCCGUCGCCUCGGUCGCUGCCCAUCAUCGGCAACCUGCACCAGCUCCGCGGCGGCCACCACCACCGGACGCUGGAGGUUCUCGCGCAGCGCCACGGCCCCCUCUUCUACCUCCGCCUCGGCUCCGUGCCGGCAAUCGUGGUCUCCUCGGCGUCCGUGGCAGAGGCCGUGUUCAAGACCCAGGACCACGUCUUCUGCAGCCGGCCACCGCACUACACCGCCCUCGGCACGCUCUAUGGCUGCCGGGACAUCGCCUUCAGCCCCUACGGCGACCAGUGGCGCCAGUCACGGCGCAUCGCCGUCGUGCACCUCCUCAGCACCAAGCGAGUCGACUCCUUCCGCGCGCUACGGCUGCAGGAAGUCGCGGGGUUCGUGCAGCAGAUCAAUGCCGCGUGUGGCGCCGGGGAGGACAGAGGAGUCGUCAACGUGAGCGAGCUCACCGUCAACCUAACCAACACCGUGGUAUCGAAGGCGGCCUUCGGAAGCAAGCUCGGCGGCGUGGAGCCGGUGAUAAUCCGCGACAUGAUGAAGGAGCUCACUGAGGUGCUCGAUUUAUUCGCCGUGAGUGACCUGUUCCCGCGACUGCGGUGGUUGGACUGGGCCACGGGGCUCGACGCAAGGGUGAAGAAGACGGCGGCUAAGCUCGACGGUAUUCUCGAAGGCGCGAUCACAGAGCACGAGAGCAGCCUAGGAGACGGCGACGGUGAGGUUCGAGACCUCAUGGACGACUUGCUGUCGAUCCUCAAAGAUGGCGAUCGGGGGUUCAAGCUGGACCGGAUUGACAUCAAGGCACUCAUUUUGGACAUGUUCCUAGCAGGCGUCGACACGACCUACAAGACGAUAGAAUGGACGAUGGCCCAGCUUGUUAAGAAUCCAAGAGAACUGGCGAAAGUGCAAUCGGAGGUGAGACAGAUUGUUGCCGGUACAGAUGAAGAAGUCAUUGAAGUGGACGUGGAGAAGAUGAGCCUCCUACACGCCGCCAUUAGAGAAGGAUUGCGGCUAACGCCUACAAUCAUCGAACGUGAAACGAUCCAGGACACCCGGCUACUUGGCUAUCAUAUUCCAGCAAAGACUAGAGUCCUGAUCAAUGCGUGGGCGAUCGGCAGGGAUGCUGAGUUGUGGGAGAAUGCCGAGGAGUUCCGUCCGGAGAGGUUCCUAGGCAAGGCCAUCGACUACACCGGCAAGGACACCAAGUUCAUACCGUUCGGCGCAGGGAGGAGGGGAUGCCCUGGCGUCGGCUUUGCGAUGCGCCUCGUGGAACUUACGCUGGCCAACAUGAUGUACCAUUUCGAUUGGGAGCUGCCAGACGGGCAAGAUCUAGAGUCAUUUCAGGUCAUCGAGGCUGAUGGGUUGUCACUUGGCCUUGAGUCUGCCUUGCUCCUUGGUGUAAAACCUUGUAAGAAGUCAAGGACCGUUGUGGAGUAGUUGUUAAUUAAUUCUCCUAUAUAUAAUCAUAUUAUUAGGUAUAUGCAAGAAACAAUGAGACAAGAAUAUCUUCCCAAGUUCUUGAAGGACUUGUGUCAUUGUGUGGUGAUAGUGACUUUCAUUGGGAAAGCAUACCUGCCGUAGGGAGAACCAGAGGGAUUUUGGUGUGUGUCAAUAAACAAACUUGUGGUGUUUUGGACUGUA
This is a messenger RNA of Lolium perenne, 1801 nucleotides long. Its product is annotated as cytochrome P450 71A1. The record is from RefSeq and is a predicted model, not a curated record. NCBI's taxonomy places the organism in Eukaryota, Viridiplantae, Streptophyta, Magnoliopsida, Poales, Poaceae. Gene Ontology annotation, molecular function: oxidoreductase activity, acting on paired donors, with incorporation or reduction of molecular oxygen; iron ion binding; monooxygenase activity.